CUGCCUGUUUACAACGCCUUGGUGAAAGAGGGGAGGGAAAUCCGUUUUCGCCUUAAAGCCUUGCGUCAGGAGGAAGUUGAGUUGCAAGAAAAAUACUACCCGCCUGCCCUAAAGCUGCCCAACAGGAUUCAUCCUGAUGUGGUUAUUUUGCAGACCACGCUGUAGCUUUGAAGGAUAUGCCUGUCAGGAUUGUGUGUUCCAGCACCUGCUACCGAGCAGAAACUGAAAAGGGGAAAGAACCGUGGGGUCUCUAUCGGGUGCAUCAGUUCACCAAGGUGGAAAUGUUUGGGGUCACCGCCAACGAGACGGGCCUCGAAAGCAGUGCCCUGAUGGAGGAAUUUCUCACCCUGCAGAAAGAGAUUUUCCUGGAGCUGGGAUUGCACUACAA
This is a messenger RNA of Thamnophis sirtalis, 388 nucleotides long. The record is from RefSeq and is a predicted model, not a curated record. NCBI's taxonomy places the organism in Eukaryota, Metazoa, Chordata, Lepidosauria, Squamata, Natricidae.